AUGGCGGCCGUUCAGGAACUGGCCGAGCGGCUCAAGGGCGACGACGUCGUCUACAUCGACACCGAUGCUGGCAAGGACGACACCACCGCGGACGGUACCGAGUUCAAGCCCUACCAGUCCCUCGCCUACGCCUACAUCCAGAGCCACGGCAAGGCCACGCCCACCUACAAGACCCGGUCGUCAGUAAAGGGUGCCCUCGCCGAGGGUGAGGACCCCUCAGUCCGGCUGCUGUGGAAGGAGCCCGCCAAGAGUGCCGUCAAGAAGGCCGAGAGCGCGCUCGCCGCGCACAAGAAGAAGCUGGCCAAGCAGGAGCAGGCCCAGGCCGCCGAGGAGGAGCAGAAGAAGCAGCGCCUCCAGAACCUCGAGGAGGCCAAGAAGAUUGUCCUCAAGCAGGACACCUCUCUCCCCGAGGCCGUCAAGAUCAAGAUUGGACGCAAGGACAUUGAGCUCGGCGAGGGCGACAAGAAGGGCACCCGCGUCAAGGUCUCUGGCAGAAUCCACAGACUGCGCCAGCAGAAGCAGGCCACUUUCAUCACGCUCGCCGACGGCUACGGCUACCUCCAGUGUGUGCUGCAGGCUGGCGACCUCACCAAGAACUACGACGCCAUGCUGUUCGCCCAAGGCACGUCCUUGACCAUGUAUGGUGAGCUGCGCAAGGUCCUCGAGGGCCAGAGCGCUCCCGACGGUCGUGAGCUCCAUGUCGACUACUACCAGGUCCUCGGCACCUCGCCCAGCGACGAGGAUGCCAUCACCAACAAGGUCUCGGCCCAGCAGAACCAGUGGGAUACCCAGAUGCUGGACAACAGGCACCUGGUCCUCCGUGGCGAGAACGCCUCCUCCCUCAUGAAGAUCCGAGCCGCCACGGAACGGGCCUUCCAGAAGGCCUACGACGACAUGCAGAUCACAAAGGUCUCCCCACCAGCGCUUGUCCAGACACAGGUCGAAGGUGGCGCUACCCUCUUCAGCGCGCCAUACUACGACGAGACCGCCUACCUUACCCAGUCUUCUCAGCUCUACCUCGAGACAGUGCUGCCCAGCCUUGGUGAUGUCUACUGUAUCGAGAAGUCCUUCCGCGCCGAGAAGAGCUUGACUCGUCGCCACUUGUCCGAGUACACCCACGUUGAGGCCGAGCUGGACUUUAUCGACUUCAACGACCUGCUGGUGCACUUGGAGGAGAUCAUCUGCCGUGUCAUCGACGAUGUCCUGGCCGACCCCGUGAUUGCUGGCUACAUCAAGGAGCUCAACCCCACCUUUGUCAAGCCCUCAAGACCUUUCAUGCGCAUGAAGUACUCCGAGGCCAUUGACUGGCUCAACGCCCAGGAUCCUCCCAUCCCCAACGAGGACGGCAACCCCCAUGUCUUUGGUGACGACAUUGCCGAGGCCGCUGAGCGCCGAAUGACAGACAUUAUCAACCGCCCAAUCUUCCUGACCCACUUCCCCGUGGAGAUCAAGGCCUUCUACAUGAAGAAGGACCCUCAAGACCUGCGUGUCACUGAGAGUGUGGACUGCCUGAUGCCUGGUGUCGGCGAGAUUGUCGGUGGCAGCAUGAGAAUGGAGGGCUACGACGAACUGCUGGAGGCCUACAAGAAGCAAGGCAUCGACUCCAAAGACUACUACUGGUAUACUGACCAGCGCAAGUACGGUACCUCUCCCCACGGUGGAUACGGCCUUGGUCUUGAGCGCUUCUUGGCAUGGAUCGCCAACCAACACACUGUCCGGACGACUUGCUUGUACCCUCGCUUCAUGGGUCGUUGCAAGCCUUGA
Molecule: messenger RNA, 1764 nt
Organism: Microdochium trichocladiopsis
Lineage: Eukaryota; Fungi; Ascomycota; Sordariomycetes; Xylariales; Microdochiaceae
Product: asparaginyl-tRNA synthetase
Exons: 2
Coding region: 1-1764 (587 amino acids)
Biological process (GO): asparaginyl-tRNA aminoacylation
Cellular component (GO): cytoplasm
Molecular function (GO): asparagine-tRNA ligase activity; ATP binding; nucleic acid binding
Source: RefSeq, a predicted model, not a curated record